AUUAGUUUCAUUCGAAUGGAGUCGUUGUCGAACGUGUCCUACUCGAUGGUGGAGUCCACCACGGCCAUGACCCACUGGCCUGUGGAGUCCACCACGGCCAUGAUCCACUGGCCUGUGGAAUCCGAUUGGGACGGCUCCUACUCGUUUGUGGACACAUCCGAGUGGAUACCCUGCGAAGAGGGAUUCGCCUGGAGUGUGGAAAUGGGCGAGUGCCAGCCGGUGGUGGAGCCACGCAGCUAUAGGACCUGCCCCUGGGGCUACAAGAUGAAUGCGCGGUACAAGCAGUGCAUGCGCGUCAAGUACCACGGCAAGCAGCAGUGGGGCACCAUACGCAAGUGGUGGCACAAUCUCUUAAAUCCGCCGGUGCCGAGGAAGCCGCCACGGAAGAUACCGCCCACCAAGGCCACCACCGCGUACACCGGCGAAUGGUGGGGCUACAAUAGGGGCUAUGGCAAGGAUGUGCCACGACCCUGAUGGGAAGAAGGACCAAUAAAGAAUGGGAGCUCGGUCUCCGGUCU
Drosophila pseudoobscura is the source of this 518-nucleotide messenger RNA. RefSeq lists its product as uncharacterized. NCBI's taxonomy places the organism in Eukaryota, Metazoa, Arthropoda, Insecta, Diptera, Drosophilidae. Bases 16 to 474 code for a protein of 152 amino acids. The record is from RefSeq and is a predicted model, not a curated record. The transcript has 2 exons.